AUGGUGCAUGUGGAUCUCACCUGUGCGGCGAUUCGACUGACGCCCGUGUGGAUUUGUAUCGCUGCGCACUGCUCAAAUGGCGAUUGGCCUACGUCCCUUGAGGCGGCCAUUCGCGUAAUUGACUACGGCUUCUCCAUGGAGACGUUCCGCCGCCGGCCGGAGGUGCUGCUGACGCACCUCUUUGUGCACGCAAACGACGCACACCUCAGGGGGAACAUGGCAGCGUUGGUGACAACCCUGAUUGGGUUCGGUGGAUCCUCCGUGGAGGAGAAUCUCAUGGAGACGAGCAUCACAAAGUGUAUCCGCCGUACGCUCAGCUCGCUUGUGGUGUUCAUUGGCGGCGGCAUCAUUGGCGGCCUUGGCGGGCAGCUCCUCUUCAACGACGCGCAGCGCAAGCGUCGCUACGGGGGCUGGCUUACGGCGCCGGCGCUUCGGGAGAGCGCGGCGGGUGGCGUGUCGCCCGUCUCCGCCAUCGCGGAG
Trypanosoma grayi is the source of this 480-nucleotide messenger RNA. RefSeq names its product putative serine peptidase, Clan S-, family S54. The transcript has a single exon. NCBI's taxonomy places the organism in Eukaryota, Euglenozoa, Kinetoplastea, Trypanosomatida, Trypanosomatidae. The annotation marks the transcript as partial. The record is from RefSeq and is a predicted model, not a curated record.